AUGUCGCUCAAUUUCCUGGUCAUAGGCGCCGGAUCCCGUGGUACAGCCUACUCUCGAGCUGUCGCCGUCACCAGCAACAGCUCCACUAACAGUGAAUCUUGCACAUCUGUGCUACCAGCGAGGAUCGCUGCCGUUGCAGAACCGGAUCCCUUCAAGCGGGCCGAUUUCGGUAGGAAAUUCAUCUGGGGAAAGGACUCUUCAGCGAGUGAUGGUGAGGAUGAAGGCAAGGGAAAGAGUAGGCGUGGUCAGGAGUUUGUGGAUUGGAAGGAGUGGAUUGCGUGGGAGGAUGCAAGACGGCUUCAGGUUGCGGAGAAAGAGAAGCAGGGUGGAAUUGCUGGCACUGGCGACAACGACGAAUCAGACCCAAAAGUAGUGAUCACAGGCGUCUUCGUCUGCACAAUGGACGAGUCCCAUGCAGAGAUCCUACACGCCCUUGAGCAUCUAAACUUACACAUUCUAUGCGAGAAACCGCUUGCGCUAAGCUUGGCGGACUGUCUGAGUAUAGGGGCUGCAUAUUCCUCCAUCGACACCUCCCCGGACCUCUUCCCCCAGCGCCAUGACACCCACCCCAUUUCCCAACCAAAAUCUUCAAAUCAACGCAAAAUCUUCUCCAUCGGCCACGUCCUCCGCUACAGCCCGCACAACACCCUCCUUCGCAGUCUACUCCUCCAAGACAGAGCGAUCGGCGAUGUGAUCUCGCUCGAACACACCGAGCCAGUCGGCUGGUGGCACUUCGCCCACUCCUACGUGCGCGGGAACUGGCGGCACACCACGCCCGGAGGUGUAGGGACUUUACUCACCAAAUCUUGCCAUGACAUCGACUUCAUCCUGUGGCUUCUCUGCUCGCCAGCUGAUGUCACAGAUGAGCGCGCUACGCCGCAUUUGCCGGCUACGGUUAGUAGUUCGGGCGCGUUGUCGUAUUUCCGGAGGGCGAGGAAGCCGAUUACUGCUGGAAAGGCGACGAACUGUUUGACUUGUCCGCUAGGAGAAGAUGGGUGUUCGUUUUCGGCUAAGAAGAUCUAUCGCGAUAAAUGGCUGAGAAAGGAGAAGGAUGCAGGCUGGCCGCUUAAGAUUGUUGUUCCCGAAAUCGAGGAUCUCGUCUCCUCUGCUUCCUCGACCGAGGAAGGAUGGGAAAAAGCGGAAGCUGUGCUGAUGCAGAAACUGGGCGAAGACUAUGACGCUACCGACCCGACGGGGAUGGAAGUCAAGCGCGUGAAGGAUAGAAGCUGGUACGGCCGUUGUGUCUAUGAAAGCGAUAAUGAUGUUGUCGACGAUCAAACUGUCACGAUGACGUGGAAUGAAGAACCUGAUCCCUUAGGCGCUAAUCAUCCAGAUGGACGAGACUAUGAGACCCGGGGGCCGAAGACAGCGAUCUUCCACCUCACUUACGCAACACAGGCUCAAUGCGAUCGAAGAGGGAGGAUCUAUGGUUCGAAGGGCGAAAUAGAAUAUGACUCGAAGAAAAUUAGCGUCUACACCUUUGCGGAUGAAAAAGUAGUACAACACAUUCCUCCCAAACCGAGUUCGAUCGAAAGCAAGAGCCAUGGUGGUGGAGAUGUCGGGUUGGCCAAGAGCUUCGUUGAUGCCGUCCGAGCCUGCGAAAGUGGUGACAUGACGGCAGACGAGGCGCAAAAGAAAUUUGUAGGGGGAGACCUCGAGGAGCUUGUUCGAAGCCACGCCGUUGUUUUUGCCGCCGAGGAGGCGAGGCGGGAGGGGAAGGUGCUGGAUUUUCAGAGGUGGUGGCAGGACCAACAGUCUCUCAUGGCGUUGGAGAGGCAGUCUCAGAGGUCGAUGGCACGUGCGCAGGAGCAGCAGGCGUUGAUCAGGUUGCGGGAUGAGAUGGAGCCUGGGGCGAUAGAGAGGAAGAGGAGAAGGGAUGAAGAGGGGGAUGGAGAGAGGAUGGAAGGUCUGGAUGCCGAAAGAUUUGGAAAUAUGGAAGUGCACAGUAAUGGGGAUGUUUCCUUUUCUUGA
This is a messenger RNA of Endocarpon pusillum Z07020, 1971 nucleotides long. RefSeq lists its product as uncharacterized. The record is from RefSeq and is a predicted model, not a curated record. The transcript has a single exon. Bases 1 to 1971 code for a protein of 656 amino acids. NCBI's taxonomy places the organism in Eukaryota, Fungi, Ascomycota, Eurotiomycetes, Verrucariales, Verrucariaceae. Gene Ontology annotation, molecular function: nucleotide binding.